AUAGCAGCAGUAGGCAGCCGCCGGGUUCCUGCACAGAAGAGCCCUGGGCGGCGGGCACCCUGCCUCCGACGGAACAUGGCUGGGGAAAUCACCGAGACCGGGGACCUUUAUUCUCCCUACGUUGGGCUAGUGUACAUGUUCAACCUCAUCGUGGGGACGGGCGCCCUCACCAUGCCCAAGGCCUUCGCCACCGCCGGGUGGCUCGUCAGCCUGGUCCUGCUGAUCUUCCUGGGUUUCAUGAGCUUCGUGACCACGACCUUUGUGGUGGAAGCCAUGGCCGCAGCCAACGCCCAGCUCCGCUGGAAGAGGAUGGAAAACUACAAGGAGGAGGACGAGGACGACUCCUCCACCACCUCUGACAGCGACACGCUGACCCAGGACAGCUACGAGCGGGCCGAGCGCCGGCCCAUCCUGUCUGUGCAGCGACGUGGAUCUUCGAGCCUCUUUGAAAUCACGGACCGGGUGGAGAUGGGACAGAUGGCUUCCAUGUUCUUCAAUAAAGUGGGCGUCAACCUGUUCUAUUUCUGCAUCAUCGUGUACCUGUACGGAGACCUGGCCAUCUAUGCCGCCGCUGUGCCCCUCUCCCUCAUGCAGGUGACCUGCGCCUCAGGUAAUGACUCCUGCGGCCUGGAGACAGACAGCAGGCGCAACGACACAGACCCGUGCUGGGGCCCCAUCCGCCGCGUGGAUGCCUACCGCAUCUACUUGGCCAUCUUCACCCUCCUCCUGGGACCCUUCACCUUCUUUGACGUCCAGAAGACCAAGUACCUGCAGAUCCUGACGUCGCUGAUGCGGUGGGUCGCGUUCGCCAUCAUGAUUGUGCUGGCGCUGGUCCGCAUCGGGCACGGGCAGGGGGAGGGCCGCCCAGCCCUGGCCGACCCCGCGGGGCUCCGGAACCUGUUCGGCGUGUGCGUGUACUCCUUCAUGUGCCAGCACUCCCUGCCGUCCCUCCUCACCCCCGUGUCCUCCAAGCGCCACCUGACGCGGCUGGUCCUGCUGGACUACGUGCUCAUCCUGGCCUUCUACAGCCUCCUCUCCUUCACCGCCAUCUUCUGCUUCCGCGGCGACAGCCUGCUGGACAUGUACACCCUCAACUUUGCGCGCUGCGACGUGGUGAGCGUGGCGGCCGUGCGCUUCUUCCUGGGCCUCUUCCCGGUGUUCACCAUCAGCACCAACUUCCCCAUCAUCGCCGUCACGCUGCGCAACAACUGGAAGACGCUCUUCCACCGCGAGGGCGGCACCUACCCCUGGGUGGUGGACCGCCUGGCCUUCCCCACCAUCACGCUGCUGCCCCCCGUGGUCGUGGCCUUCUGCACCCACGACCUGGAGUCCCUAGUGGCCAUCACCGGGGCCUACGCAGGCACCGGCAUCCAGUACGUCAUCCCCGCCUUCCUGGUUUUCCACUGCCGCAAGGACAUCCGGCUGGCCUUCGGCCCCGGCACCGCCAACAAGCACGCAUCCCCCUUCCACCACACCCUCUGGGUGGGCUUUGUGCUGCUCUGGGCCUUCUCCUGCCUCUUCUUCGUCACGGCCAACAUCAUCCUCAGCGAGACCAAGCUCUGACGGCAGGACCCCACCCCUGCUCAGGCUCAGCCUGCCCGGCCGCCGCAGACCCUCCUGGCCCCCAUGGGGGAAGACGAGGGGCACUGGGCGUCCACCACCUGGCCCCCCUCCUCCCCCCGACGCACGCCAGCCAGGCCAAGCAGCCUGGCCCCAGGACCAGUCCUCAUUAGCGUCGCCUCUGCUGUAAGCCGGCAGGUGCCCACCCCACCCAGGUGGUGGGUCACAGCGCUGGUGCUGCUGCUUCUGUAUAAGAGACUACUCGCCCACCCACCCCACCCCCCAAGGCAGCUCCGCGCACAUUCAGCAGGAGCUGCUGCCUUCUGUCCUCCCCGCGCUGCGGUGACAGGGCUGGUCUGGCCACCAGGUGAGCACAGGAAGUGCCAGAGCCAUGGGGACAGCAGGCUGUGUCCCCGCUGUGAGGUCACAGCAGCCCCUGGGUUGGGUUUAACCCUGAGCUGUGACCUCUGCUGUCCACUGCUCACAGGGGCUUCACAACGGGCACCUCCAGCACUGCCUGUGCUAAUGAACUCCACGCCAAGGGGCCGCAGGUGUGGGGAGGGCCCACUUCCCAGCUACCUGCCCCUCGGUCUCCCAGGCACCGGACACAGUUGAAGCUGAUGAAGUCUGAGUUGUUAUUGUGCCUUCUGCUUCAGGCCCCGGGGCCUUCAGGGCCCUGCUGGCCGGGGGCCUGGAGCUGCCUCAGGUGGGGGGCCCGGGCCCCACCUCCCUCUCUUGAUGUUAGUGCCUUGCGCAGCCCUCUUCCUGGGGACACUGUCCCCCCACCCCGGUAUCCUUGCACCUAGGACAGCAGGCUGGCUUGGUCUCCCGGGGUCAAGGCAAGGGUGCUGCCUGAGGAUAAAGUUGGCUGGGGUCCACAGCAAUCCCCGAGCCCGCCCGUGGGGUACGUUAGGCCCUGGAGGCUGCACCUGCUCACCUUCAGCUCCCAAAGCAUGCCUUCCAGUCUUCCCCGUCCACAAGGUCGGCCAGUAUGCGCUGCUUUCCCCCCUGCCCUUGGGCUCUUUCCCAGGGGGCGCCUCCCCGGGGCUUGUGGAACAGGAGGGUGCUAAGGUGGUAGCCCCAGGGAUGAGGAAGACAGAGCCAGCCCUCCCCAGAGCUGCCUGGCUGGCUGACACUAAGAACUCCAUGAAAACAGCUGCAAGUACGCUCCCUCCAACUUAAAUUAAGGGCACCGCCAAUUGAAUCCCCCCCGCCCCAGGCUCCACGUCGAGUUUGGGAUGAAGUGGCUGAAAGCCCAGGUUGGUUCGGUGACACUCAUGAGCCACACACCACAGCCAGUUGGACUGUUGGCCCUGCCACCUCCGCUGUGGAGGCCACCAGUGCCCCCGUUGACCACACUAUCUGCCCUCCUGGAGGGAUCGCCACCUUCUCCAACCAGUGGGGGUCCAGGCAAGUGGGAGAGGACCCCCACUGGCUACAUGCCCCCCUCCCCCCCGGGCUGGCUCUCGUGUGUGUGUCCACUCCACUGGCCCUGAGUUUCCAGGCCACCUUGGUGAACCGGGUCCCAGUUUCCCCUUUACAGAUGGACCCAGGCUCCCGGCGGCCAGCCUGGCCCGGGGAUGGGUGUCAAUUUAGGGAGCAGCUUUGCCCACAUUACAGGGCCCGCACUGGCCCCCUAGGACAGGCCAACACUCUACCUUGCUCCCUGCCUGAGCCUCCCAACCUGUCCCUGCCGGUCACACCUGGCCAAUCCCUCACCUGAGGCUCUGGAUGGGGCAGGUGGGAAGUGGCCAGUGGGCACCUCGCCAAACCCUGGGCCACACAGCUGUUCUCACUACUUGGGGCCAAGAGCAGAAGCUGAAGUUGGCGUGGUUAGGAGUGCUAGUUUCUGCCACAUACCCCCACCCCACAGGCAGCACGUGGAGCAGGGGAGGCUGGCAGUGCCAGGCCUGGGCCAGGAGACUGUGGGAAGCAAGCCAGAUGCCUGCCUCAGCCACGAGAAAGAUGACCCUCUGAGGCCAAGACCCAGGACCGUCCACGGAGCUUUGCAGGUUGUGGGGCCAACAGAGCAGUGACAGGCUGGGGACAAGAAGGACAAAGGUCAGCCUGCAGCAACAGUGGCCACACAAGGGACUGGACUAAAAGCAGCCCUGCCAGGUGGCUCUGUGGCUCAUCCAUCCCUGUAAAAUGGGGUGAGUGUUUGGGACGCGGCCGCUCAGGCCUACUCAGUAAAGCCAUUAUUUAUGGGUU
This is a messenger RNA of Echinops telfairi (small Madagascar hedgehog), 3771 nucleotides long. It is a transcript of the gene SLC38A12, whose product is annotated as transmembrane protein 104. NCBI's taxonomy places the organism in Eukaryota, Metazoa, Chordata, Mammalia, Afrosoricida, Tenrecidae. The transcript is spliced from 9 exons. The coding region runs from base 76 to 1563 and encodes 495 amino acids. The record is from RefSeq and is a predicted model, not a curated record.